This is a messenger RNA of Kuraishia capsulata CBS 1993, 1563 nucleotides long. RefSeq lists its product as uncharacterized. The coding region runs from base 1 to 1563 and encodes 520 amino acids. The record is from RefSeq and is a predicted model, not a curated record. The transcript has a single exon. Lineage: Eukaryota; Fungi; Ascomycota; Pichiomycetes; Pichiales; Pichiaceae.
AUGUUCUGGAAAGUGGUGAUCACCGGAUUCUUGGGGGUCCUGUUGUGGCUCUAUUUUGUGCCUCUUUACGCGGAUAUUGAUCCACUCGCGUUGGACGAGCAGGCGUCUGUAUCUGCUACGAGGCCGAGUCCGCGCGAGUCUGCAGUGUACAGAUCAGUGGAUGUUCCCCACGGGUUACCGCUUACCACCGGGUUGAGACUGUUGAGACACGGUUCUCGAUACACUACGACCGAUGGAAACUUGCAGGAUUGCUGGGAUCUCCACAAAGAGGCUGGUAAAGCCGUCAUUGUUGGUGGGGAGAAGAUAGCGCGUGGUGAGCUUGCGGAACGAGUGGAAAGUCUUGUUUCUGGGCUUAAAAUGCUGACGUCGUUUCACUGGUUGGGUGUCUUUGACUGUGAGCUUGAUGUUUGUUCGCUUUCGGUGCAAUUGGCUGGGCUGUUUACUGGUGAUUUUGGGCUUUUCCAGAUCUCGGACCCGGCUGGACUCACCCAGUAUGCUGCUUCUCAGGAGUCUGAAAAACGCGAUGUAGACCUCGUGUUUGUGCGUGGAAAAGACACAAAAAACUUGCUGAGUCUUCUUGAUCUUGGGAUCUUUGCGACUGUUGUCGUCCUGGACGAUUUCAUUGAUGAAGACAUAGCCAAUGCUUUCCCCGUGAAAUUUGUCAAGCUGUCGGAGCUGUCGGAGCUGACCGCUGGCAAGAAAACUGCGUACACUGCACCAGAUCUGACUAGCUCCAAAACAUAUUUCAAACAGUGCUUGAGGAUUCAGAAGGAUGAUCGUGUUUUUGAAUUUACGCACGGUAAUUUCGUCUCUAUUGUCGCUUCUCAGCUGUACUCCCUUCCCGCAGGUCACUCUUGGAAACCGGAAGACAAAGUCCUGAUUGUUGUUGACCAUGCUGAGUUUGGGCAUUAUCUCGCAAAACUAGCGAUGUGUUUUGUUGUUGGGUGUGAAACCGCAAUUGUUACUUCCGCAGGAAUUGACUUGGAUACUCAAAUCCGUCGGCUGGCACCUUCUAUUGUCCAUGCUAGUGACGCCGUGUGGUCUUCCAACUCAACCGUUCCAAUCGCCUUCUACGAUGUUAUCUUAAACAACGUUGCAGAAAGCUGGUUCUCCACUGGAAGUUGUACACAAUUGGCUGAUUGGAGACGCCAGUUCAAACAGCUCAGAUUAGUGUAUUCCGCAGGUACCCCAGGUAGCGAGCGUCUCAACCACAAUGCUGUCCAGGCCAAAUAUGGAGUGAGACUAAUCCAAGAGCUUGUUGUUCCUGGCAUUCUGGGUCCUGUACUGAAAACAAAUUUCUACGAUUAUCGCGUUGUGGGAACCAAUGUCCAUAGAAGAGGAGUGCCUGCUAAUUGUCUGGAGGUCAAGGUUAUUGAUCAUGGAAGACGUCUGGCUGACAAAAGAGAAGGUAAACUUCAUGUUCGUGGUUUCAAUAUCGGCAAGUCCAUUUCGGGUGUCUCUGAGACCGUUUCCAGUCCAGCUGACUCUGGAGAACCCGGGUGGAUGCCUUUGGAUGUGGUGGGCAAGUUCGGUACUGAUGGGUGUUUCUACGAGUAUGUCUGA